GAGCCCUUCCCAACUUUUCCUAGGCUGGAUAUGUUAAGUAGUUUGUAUUUUUUUUAAUAGUUGUUCGAUUUACCUGCAUAUGGUUAGUGUCUUUCAAAGGUUCGUCUACCUUUAUGAGUUGGAAAACGAUCUGGCAAUGGAUAGCAAGUCCACACAUGCUCCAUGUAAUACACAUAAAAGACUCUUCCUCCUCCCGAUUUAAUUGUUACACGAUGUAUGUGUGUGUGAGCGCGCGCGCGCGCGCGUACGUACGUGUGUUUGCGUAUGGAUAGGUGUUUAGCCCUCCCACGACAUUGUGAGUUGUGAAAAUAGGUGGAUAUGUAGACGAAGUGACCGUCAGCACUUCCUUGUCUUUCCGCCUUUACACACCCAGGUACGUGGGAAGUGUUGCCUCACCCUGCCUAUUAUUUCCUUUGUACCUUCUGCUGUGCUUCAAUACUUCUGAAUCUCAUCAAAGAAAAGGUUUUCCAACUCUGGCUUUGGAGCAGUUAAACUGCCUGUCAAGGAGGAGCCCAUUAUGGAGGCCAAGUAUGGAAAGGUUCUUAGCAAAGAAAAAAUAUCCCAUAUGGAAUAUCUUCCCAGCAGAAACAACGAGUCUAUACCAUUGAAAAGUCUCUACAUGGAAGAGACCUCUCUUCUACAUCCAGGUCUGGGCUCAUUCUUUUUGGAUGGGAAGCGACGAGUGGACUAUGUUUUAGUAUACCACAUUCAAAAGCCAAGCAGUGAAAGACGUCAGUCAUCCAGGUUUAGAGACAACAAUUUUGUCCGACGACUUCACCGGAGCUUGAAAUUGAGAGGCAGCCAAGCUCCUUUGCACCCCAAAGAGGACCCUGAGAUUGCUGCCCAGGAGCAACGGGCAGAUUAUCAUGAGGAUGACAAGCGCUUUAGACGUGAGGAAUUUGAGGCAAACCUCCUGGGGAUGGGUCUGGAACUAGAAAAGGAUGAAGAGGGUAAAAUUCCUGGGAUUGGUUUUUUGAAGAUUCAUGCUACGUGGAACACUUUAUGUCGAGAGGCUGAAUUUAUGAAGCUAAAGAUGCCAACAAAAAUGGUGUAUGAAGUGAAACAAGGCAGUAACGUUGUGGAGAAGAUCCGACUGCUGCUUCACAAAGUCACAACUCCACUUCACCCAAAGGUUGAUGCCCUUCAGUCACCAACUCUCAAGUCCCUCUCUUAUCCAUUCUCUAAGGAGAAGCUGCAUUUAUUCGAUAUGUCAGACAAGGACAAUUUCUUUGACAGCAAGACAAGAAGCUCAAUAGUCUCUGGGAUACUGAAGAGGACACGAUGCACUUGGGCUAAGUACUCUCUAGGAAUAUCAAGUCUACUAGCCAAUGGGGUCUAUACAUCUGCUUUUCCAUUGCAUGAUGGAGACAUUGAUGGUGUAAAUGGAGGACCAAAUGACAGGAGGCUGUUAUAUGAGGAAUGGGCCAGCUACAGUGUCUUCUACAAGUACCAACCAAUUGCGCUCAUCAGAAAAUAUUAUGGGGAAAAGGUUGGGCUGUAUUUUGCCUGGUUGGGUGUAUACACACAGAUGCUAAUUCCUGCAGCCAUUGUUGGUGUCAUUGUAUUUCUCUACGGCUGUGCAACUGUUGACGACAACAUUCCCAGUAUGGAGAUUUGCGACCCAAGGAACAACAUCACCAUGUGCCCAUUGUGUGAUCGUGUCUGUGGCUACUGGAAGUUGGCGACUGCAUGUGGAACAGCUCGUGCAAGCCACCUGUUUGACAACCCUGCAACUGUCUUUUUUUCUGUCUUUAUGUCUCUUUGGGCUGUUCUCUUCAUGGAGCACUGGAAAAGACGACAGGUACGGCUUAACUACAUGUGGGGCAUGACAGACAUUGGCGAGGAAGAAGAGGAAGAACACAAGGACAACAACCGAGCUGAAUAUGAGUUACUUGUCAUGGAGAAGACAAUGAGACAAGAGAGUUCAAUCUCAAAGGGUGAGAAGAUAAAGCUAACGUGCACUGACAGACUACCAGCCUACCUAACCACAGUGGUCACAAUGGCUUUCCUGAUUGCAGUAACUUUUGCCAUUGUCUUCGGAGUCAUCUUGUACCGUAUCAGCAUAAAGACAGCACUGCACCUGAGCGACUACCCUGCAGCCCGGUACAACGUUCGAGCUGUUGUAAAAACAACAGCUGCUAUCAUCAACCUCAUCGUUAUAAUCAUUUUAGAUGAAAUCUAUGGUGCCAUUGCACGAUGGCUCACACGACUGGAGGUUCCAAAGACAGACAAAAGCUUUGAGGAGCGCCUUAUCUUCAAAACCUUCAUUCUGAAAUUUGUCAAUGCCUUUACACCUAUCGUUUAUUUGGCCUUUUUCAGGGGCAGGCUGGUCGGGCGGCCUGGAAACUACUUGUAUGUGGUUGGAUCGUAUAGAAUGGAAGAGUGUGCACAUGGUGGUUGCCUGAUGGAGCUUUGCAUCCAAUUGUGCAUCACAAUGCUGGGCAAGCAGCUAAUCCAGAACAACCUGUUUGAGGUCGGCAUACCAAAAUUAAAAAAACUCUUACGGAGGAGGAAAACAGAAUCUGCCACAAAGCAAGCAGAAGAGCUUAACAAAACCCUGCAGAGGCAUGAGAAAGAUCACAUCCUGGGUCCAUUUGUUGGCCUCGGCCCUGAAUACAUGGAAAUGAUUAUCCAGUUUGGAAUGGUGACACUUUUCGUUGCCUCUUUUCCUUUGGCCCCACUCUUUGCUCUCCUGAAUAACAUCAUCGAGAUCCGCCUUGAUGCGAAGAAGUUUGUUAUGGAGCUGCGUAGACCUAUUGCAGUCCGAGCCAAAGACAUAGGGAUCUGGUAUAAACUCCUCAGAGGACUCAGCAAAGUAGCCGUCAUUGUUAAUGCCUUCGUCAUCUCCUUCACUUCUGACUUCAUUCCACGACUUGUCUACCAGUACAUGUACAGCAAUGAUGGCACAAUGCAUGGGUUUAUCAAUCACAGUCUAGCGUAUUUUAAUGUCAGCGACUUCCAACCUGACAAAGAACCCAAUCAAUCACACUACCAUGGCUACAAAGUGGAAAUCUGCAGAUAUAAGGACUACAGAGAGCCUCCAUGGUCCAGCACACCGUAUGAGCUUUCUAAAGAAUUCUGGGCUGUUCUUGCAGCUCGACUUGCUUUUGUCAUCGUCUUUCAGAAUGUGGUGAUGCUUAUGAGUGACUUUGUAGACUGGCUGAUCCCUGGUAUUCCAAAGGACAUCAGCCUUCAGCUCCACAAGGAGAGGGUCCUAAUGGUUGAGCUUUUUAUGAAGGAGGAAAAGGGCAAAAGACUAGCAUUGCAGGAAAACCGACACAAGGACAGCAGUUCACCAUUUUUAACCAACCAGAGCCCAUCACAGCCACGCUCAAGACCCUCACAUGGUAACUGGUUUUAAAAAUGAAAUGAAAAAAAAAAAACCCAGAAACCAACAUCAAAAUCGUUGCACUGCAUAUUUUUUACAGGUCUGAUGAUUUAUCCCUAAAUUUUGUAGUGAUUGCUUCAAAAUUCCCUUAGAUAACAAUCUCUUAACUUUCAAAAGUGGUAAAUUUUGCAUUUAGUCUACAUUUAGCAUUAUCCUGCCCUAUUAAAAGUAAUGUGUUUUUCUUACUGAUUUAACCUAAUAAGACUCAUCCAUCCAUCAAUUUUUAUCCGCUUAUCCAUUACCGGGUCACGGGGGCAGUAGUC
Molecule: messenger RNA, 3651 nt
Organism: Cynoglossus semilaevis (tongue sole)
Lineage: Eukaryota; Metazoa; Chordata; Actinopteri; Pleuronectiformes; Cynoglossidae
Gene: ano1a
Product: anoctamin 1, calcium activated chloride channel a
Exons: 27
Coding region: 518-3361 (947 amino acids)
Biological process (GO): chloride transmembrane transport
Cellular component (GO): plasma membrane
Molecular function (GO): intracellularly calcium-gated chloride channel activity; protein dimerization activity
Source: RefSeq, a predicted model, not a curated record